AUGGACAUUAGCAAUCCAAGGAACAAUGGUGAUACAUUGGGUGCUGAUUGUGCACGUGAAACAUUGGUGUUAGACCCUCCAUGUGUGAGAGAAAAAGAAGUCACAAAUGCUCGCAAGAAAAGCUAUUUGGAGAAGAAGAAGCGAAGGAAGAAUGGAGGUUACACAUGUUCUCAAUCCGGUUUUGAACCAGCUUUUCACCCACCAGUCCAAUCACCUGGCAUGCCCCUACAUGUUAACUUUCAUAUUCAGGACUCUUCGAACAAAAUUGCUGAAAAUGAUAUGAGCAUGAAGCUACCAGACUUGAGUCAUGGUGGCCAAGAUAUUUAA
This is a messenger RNA of Ilex paraguariensis (yerba mate), 327 nucleotides long. The record is from the annotation of a GenBank genome assembly. NCBI's taxonomy places the organism in Eukaryota, Viridiplantae, Streptophyta, Magnoliopsida, Aquifoliales, Aquifoliaceae.